UCGUGGUGCAGAAUUGGGAGGCAUGUCAUGGUCAACGGGCGCGACGACGAUGAACGCAUUUCGACGGAAAUUGGCAGUUCUGAUUGCAUCAAAACCGAUACGACAGUCCGAAGAUCUCAGAAGAGAACGAUCACUGAAAGAUGCCGAUAUGCUCGUAACACAUUAUCACUAGAAGAACAGAGACAAACCAUUCCACGUUUCAAACUUAAUACACACAAAUACCGUCUGCAGUCCGAACGUACCGGUACGCACGCAUCCGUUUUAUUCUACUGGACUCCGACAGGUUUGCGAUACGUUCACGACGACGGGUUUCUCAUUCACCGGACACUUCGAAUACCCAAGUAGUAAAAAGAUGGACCACGCUUUGCACGACGAACCGGCAGUCGCAGCACCCGCAUCAGCGGAAAGCGCAACCACCGCACCCUCCACAGACCCCGCCGACGGCCCGCCCCCGCAGGGCGAUGCCUCCAAGAAAGCCUUCUGUUCCCGGCUCGGACGGUUUGCCCGCGAUUCCAUCGGCUCGAAAGCCGUGCUGGCGGCCUUUGCGGUGACCACCCUCUCGUCCUUUUCGAUCGCGCUGACGGUGGGGAUCGUUCCGGAGGUUCUCACGGAUCGCUACGCGCGCCUCUACCACGGAUACGGGAGCAGCGAGGCCGGGGGGGGAGGGAACCCCCCGGCCGCCCCCUGCUGGGAGUUCGACAAGAGCUUCAUGCCGGAGGCCUGCGUGAGGGGUGCCGACGAUGCCCAGACCGGUGCCGCCUGGGCGGCCUUUCUCCAGAACACCUUUACCUUCUUCUUCAACGCCGUGGUCGGGAGCUACACCGACGUCCACGGCCGGAGGCUGGUGCUGGUGGCCGCCGUCUUUGCCAACGCCCUGGUCCCGGCCGCCCUGCUGGCGAUGCAGCUGCUCCCGGCGAUGGACCCGGCCUGGUACUAUUGUUCCAACGCCUCGACCGGGAUCCUCUCCUACACGGCCCUGGUCUUUGCGGCGCUCUCGGACGGCUGCCCCGAGGAGUACCUGGCGGGCCGGUUCGCCACCAACAUGGCCGGCUUUUACGUCGGCUUUGCGGCGGCGCCGACCCUGGCCGUCUGGAUGGGGAGCCACCUGAGGGCCUCGGGGUGGUCCUUUGCCCUGGCGGCGGCCGCGCUGGUCUGCUCGGUGGCCUUUCUGCCCGAGACGCUGCCGGAACCAGUGGCCGUCCGGAACCGAGGGGCCGUUGAGGAAGAACGUCCCCCGGCGGUCCCCCUCCCUGCGGAAAGCGAGGCCCACGGGAACACCAACACCAACGGCCCCCUUGCGGCGGAUUCUUCGUCCGGAAGCACCCCACGGGCCCGCGCGGCGUCCUGCCUCGAGGCCACGGGAACCGUUGCGGCCAAGCCGCUCAGGGACAUGACCAUUCUGGGCCGCGACGCCGUCAUGAAGCUCCUGGCGCUCGGGUCCUUCCUCGCCGCGGCGGUGUACAGCACGGACGCCUCCCUGAUCCUCUUCUACAUCGAGGAGUACUUUGACGUCAGGGAGAACGACAUUGCCUUUAUGUUCGUCGUCCACGGGACGAUGGGGGUCGUACUGCAGGGCAUCGGCCUGCAGCCCCUCGUCUACGCCCUGGGCGAGCACGGCCUGCUGGUCCUGUGCUUCCUCUCGGGGACCCUCCACAACUUUUUGUACGGGGCGGCCAAGAGCAAGACGACCCUCAUGGUGGCCCUCUCCCUCUCCCAGCUGACCAAGCUGGGUUACCCGGUCCUCAGCUCGCUGGCCUCGCGGCGGGUGGGUGCCAACGAGCAGGGGCAGGUCCAGGGGGCCCUCCUGGCCCUGAACGCCCUGGGGGGGGCCGUCGGCCCCGUCUCGAUGAACUGGAUCUACGAGCGGACCAAGGAGGCCGGGAGCGGCCUCGGGCCCGGGGCGAUGUUUCUCUUUGCGUCGGUCCUGUAUUUGCUGGGGGCGGUUGUGGUGGCUGCGAUUCCCUCCGCCGCCCGAAGGGUCGAAAGGAGGGACACAAGCGGCGAAGAGGGCCCGGGCGCUUCUGGUGCUGCUGCAACUACUACCGAUGCCAGCGGAGGGACGGAGCCCUCGCCCCGGGACGACGGGGACCUAGAGGAACCCCUGCUGCUGCGGCUGGGUGUUACCUCGACGAUAUAGAAAUUGAUGUAGCACUGUUUCGUGUAAAAUGUAAUACUGUCUAGAUAAUCUGCUCUGUCUAUAAACUGUCUACACAAUU
Messenger RNA from Pseudo-nitzschia multistriata, 2216 nucleotides. The record is from the annotation of a GenBank genome assembly. NCBI's taxonomy places the organism in Eukaryota, Bacillariophyta, Bacillariophyceae, Bacillariales, Bacillariaceae.